AUGAAGCGUCUGCUCACUCAAGUGAAAAUUCGUAUGGGUAUAAAUCCUAUGUAUUCCAAAAAAAUCCGCCAUACUGUGCUGCGGAAUAAAAAACAAGACCGCCUCUGCAGCUUAAUAUUUGAUGAAAUGUCAUUGAGAGCCCACGUGACAUAUAAUGCGUCAAAGGACAGUUUGGAAGGAUUUGAUAAAAGGACCUUCUCGCUACGUGCCUGCAAGCCGCAAGAGACAAACCAAGCAAUAGAUAAUUUCGAGGCGCAAACAUUAGAAGCGUUGCAUGAGACAGAAAACCACUUAUCAUUUUUCAAAGGAAUUUUGCCUUCUUUGGACGGCUUUACGGAAUUACAGACUUUGACAUUCCAAAGCAAAGUUAUAAAUAUCAUUACCGAAAUGCGGUUCGGGGAACAGACUCAAUCAACACCAUUGAGUCACGCGGAUAUCAAACUGGGCAACAGUAUGGAUAUCACACUACACAAAAUGCCCAGUCACCAUCACCAUCGGGGUAUCGAACAGAUGAAUUCGACGCUUCCCGACGCGCCCGUCUCAGCAACACUACAGUUAAUAAUUUUACAGAUAGAUAGAUGA
This is a messenger RNA of Pieris macdunnoughi, 582 nucleotides long. The record is from the annotation of a GenBank genome assembly. NCBI's taxonomy places the organism in Eukaryota, Metazoa, Arthropoda, Insecta, Lepidoptera, Pieridae.